CCCGAGCCCGCCCCUAAAGCUCGCCAGGCUCCGGCGCGCGCGGAGAGAGCCGCGCCGGUGGGCUGGGCGCCUUGGGGGGCAGCUUUGGCGCGCUCCGAGCUUGUCCUGCCGGCCGCUUUCGAUGUCUCUUUCUGGCCGACCGGGGUCUUCCCUUCUCGCCCGCGACCCCCAGAGAAAACAGGCGGGUCGCCCUCCGCGCUGUAAUUGACUCGCCUUUUUACUCGGGUGCUUGAGGGACCGGAGCGGAGAAGUCAAGCCGAGUUAGCAAAGACGAGCGGUUCUUUAGUUAAGAGGCGCGCAGCUUCCGACUGAUCCUGUCUGUGGUCUAACCUGGAGGGGAGCUGAAGAACGGGCCACCUUUGCGCUUCGGGGCAGCAACGCUGCCGGGGCCAAAAGUUCUCGACGUAUUAAAUACACGGAUGGCGCGCUGGGCUCUUUUGAAAAUCGGAACUUCGCACGUACGUGUACGAACAUAUUCCGAGGCUUGCCAGGAGCGUGCUUAAUCCUGGACUUGAAAGUGUGUGGGACUUACUUGCACGCCUGCUGAUUGUGGAAGACAUUUCAUUCUACGUAGGAGAAGAAUUUUGUCCGGCUUCUGAAUGAGUGCAUAUAGAAUCAUGCCACUUUGGCAUUCUGAUAGAAAAAUCCACGAAUGAAAUUGCCAUUAUGUCAUUCAGGGAGACUGACGCAGAUAUAAAAGCCUUUUUAGUCAGCAUCAACUUGGGACAGUACCUCACAAACUUUAAUGACUUUGGCUAUAACACUUUGCAAGAGUGCGUGGGAAUCGACGACAGUGUGCUUCAACACAUUGGAAUAUCACCUACGGGGCACCGCAGACGAAUUCUCAAGAACUUGGAGGCCACGUUUACAAAAAUGCCAGAAACAGCUGCAUCAAGUAAGAGCCACUAUUCCAGGCAGCUUCUCAAUCCAAACAAGAAUGAAGCAACUGGCUGGCCAUCUGAUGAACAGACCAAUACAGCUUGUGGCAAUAACUGUGAAAAAAAUCCAGAAUACCCAUCCCAUGUCUCACUGGGAAUCAGAAGUAGUACAGUUUUGGAUUCGGACUCUGCCGACUCAUUUUGUCCAGACUUGUUGACAGAUCCUGCCAUUGUUGCAGGAAAUGCACUGAAAAAUGUGAUGUUUGAGAAGAUAUCUUGUAUGGAUAAUUAUCUUAAGCAAGGACAGCCAGAAGCUUUUGAGUUUCAGCUUAAUGCCACACCCAAAGAAGGAUCUCUGUCUUUUGCUUCCCCUCCCUCUGAGAAGAAAACGAGUGAGGAGGAUCAUCAGCUCUUAUCAGGGUUGGAAAGUUUGCUUGGUGAUUUGCAGGAGACACCGUUCUUUGAGUUCAAAGGUGAAAUGGUGGACAAUGAUUUGUAUGAUACUUGUACCCAGAGUCCAUCAAGAGUAGGCCCUAGACCAACACGAUCUUUCAUGCUUCGGCACCGUCCUGUUCCAGAAAUACCAGAUGUUUCCUCAGUGGCAGCUUCAAAUAGCUCCCCGCAAGAAAGAAGAAGCACAAAUGCUCUAAGUAUCCAUUGUUCCGAGAGUUGUAUUUCCAAAAACAGAGAUGUAGCUGAAGAAAAGCCACCCCCCAUUUCUCCAUAUGGAGAGACCUUCCUUAUGAAUUCUUCUGAAGACAUGGAAAUCUUCAGCAAGGAACCUUCAGAUAUAUCAGAAGAGAAGAAAGAGAACAAAAGUACUCUGAGCAAAACAGGUUUGCCUACUAGUAAUCAAAAUCAGAAAGCCUCUGAAAAUGUAAAAGACACAGAAUUGGCGUCCCAAAGAGACAGAAGUGCCUUUCCAAACAAAUUUGUCGGUGAAGCGGAGUCCUCCUUGAUGAAAGAAUGCUCUCGAUAUGCUUGGAGAGGAAAAUAUAAACCGUCAAAGGGGCUCGGAGAGUUCAGAAGUGGGAAUCUGGAUCUUGAGGCUAAAGACCAGAUGUUUUCUCCCCAGGCUGCUUGUGGUGAUGAAUUGGUCAGUGACUCCAAAGACACAAUUACACCUUAUGCCUGCUUUUAUGCCCCAGCAGCAAAGAAGAUUAAAGAAGGUUGGCUGGAUAAACUCUCUCCUCAAGGGAAGCAUGUGUUUCAGAAACGCUGGGUGAAAUUUGAUGGCGAAAACAUGUCUUACUAUAAUAAUGACAAGGACAUCUAUUCCAAGGGCAUAAUUCUUCUCUCUGCGAUAGCUACAGUCCGAAUGCAUGGAGACAACAAGUUUGAAGUGGUGACAGCACACAGAAUAUUUGUCUUCAGGGCUGAAAAGGAAGAUGAACGAAAUGACUGGGUAGCGACCAUCUUUAGCGCUCUGCGGUGCCUGCCUGAAAUUUCUCGAGUACGAACGGCCGUUCCACCAGAGAAAAGUGGGUAUCUGGAAUUGAAAGGAUACAAAGCCAAAGUCUUUACCCUGCUGCAAGGGAACAGCGUGUGGAUUUGCAAAAGCAAUCAGGAUUUUAAGUCUGGCUAUGGCAUUACAAUCAUACCUAUGAACGUGGCUAAUGUGAAGCAGAUAGAUCGCACAGCAAAACAGUGUUUCGAAAUAAUUACACCUUAUCGAAGCUUUAGCUUUACUGCAGAAUCUGAGAAAGAAAAGCAGGAUUGGAUUGAAGUGCUGCAGCAGUCCAUUGCAGAAACUCUCUCUGACUAUGAAGUAGCUGAGAAGAUCUGGUUCAAUGAAUCGAACAGGACUUGUGCUGAUUGUAAAGCUCCUGAUCCUGACUGGGCAUCCAUCAAUCUCUGUGUCAUCAUUUGCAAGAAGUGUGCAGGGCAGCACAGAUCGUUAGGACCCAGAGAUUCAAAGGUCCGGAGUCUCAAAAUGGAUGCCAGCAUUUGGACCAAUGAACUCAUUGAGGUAGGAAAGGAUUGAGGUGGAAAAAGAAGAGCAGGAGAAGUCACCUAUUACUUGGAAAUUCAUGGCAUUUAAAUGCACAUUUCACAACAACUUGAAAUCAUUUGAUAGUAACUAGCUAGUUAUAAUGUUCAUCUUUCUUCCAUCUUUUGUUUUCAUUAAAUUAUUUUUUAAGGUUAAGCCUUUUCAAGAUGGCUUUGAUGGGACAUAAAUAUUAACUAUGGAAAAGUUUUUUUUUUUGUUCUUUUUUAUUGGACA
Python bivittatus (Burmese python) is the source of this 3102-nucleotide messenger RNA. Lineage: Eukaryota; Metazoa; Chordata; Lepidosauria; Squamata; Pythonidae. The record is from RefSeq and is a predicted model, not a curated record.